AUGUCACUUGAUGAAAGUAAAACUACGGUUAUAAUAUCGAAUCUAUCAAAAGAAGAUUUCAUUUCAAAUGAGUUAGCAUUUGUGGACAGAAUUAAAUUAUCGAUCUUAAAUUUAAAACCUCCAAUUGCAAAUGAAUACGGUGACGAUUAUUACUUGAAUAAUAUUCAACAUUGGUCAAAUUUAUCUUCUCUUAAUAGAAUAAUCAUUAUUUUCAAAACAAAUGAGGCUGCGUUGAAUAUAUAUAACUAUUUAUUAGAUAAUUUAAAUGGUAAAUUAUCAAACUUACCCUUUAAUAGUGAAACCAAAAUCAGUUUACAGGAAAAUUUAUUGGUUCGUUCAAAAUCGUUUGAUUCUUUAAUUAAUCAUAAUGAUUCGCUUUCGGUAACUAAAGAUUUGUCCAACUUUAAAAACUUCCAUAACAAAACUAAUUAUAAUGAACCAGAGCCGAAUAAAUUCGAUGCCUAUAAUGAUUUAUCUAAACUAGGCAUUGACCUAAAUACUUUUAAUGAUCUGGAUCAAUUGGACGAGCUAAAAUCUCCAAAUAACUUGAAAAGAAAUAAAUCCUUAACUAAAACGUUAUUCAAACCAAAAUUAGACAAUCUCAACACUAAAUUCGAUCCAAAUGAUAAUCCUCCUCCCCAAAGUCCUACCAUUACUCUAGAUGAAACCUUUUAA
Molecule: messenger RNA, 675 nt
Organism: Hyphopichia burtonii NRRL Y-1933
Lineage: Eukaryota; Fungi; Ascomycota; Pichiomycetes; Serinales; Debaryomycetaceae
Exons: 1
Coding region: 1-675 (224 amino acids)
Source: RefSeq, a predicted model, not a curated record